Molecule: messenger RNA, 1345 nt
Organism: Zophobas morio
Lineage: Eukaryota; Metazoa; Arthropoda; Insecta; Coleoptera; Tenebrionidae
Product: cysteine desulfurase, mitochondrial-like
Exons: 19
Coding region: 20-1324 (434 amino acids)
Biological process (GO): [2Fe-2S] cluster assembly
Cellular component (GO): cytosol; nucleus; mitochondrion
Molecular function (GO): pyridoxal phosphate binding; cysteine desulfurase activity
Source: RefSeq, a predicted model, not a curated record
AUUUUGUAGACUUUAAGAGAUGAACAGAUUUUUUAACUUGAAAAGAGUAAAAUUUUCUUAUGCCUAUAUGCGCUUUUAUGGAGUUUCCUUUGAAGUCUUUAAAGUAAAAAAUACAUGUAGACCUAUUUAUUUAGAUUUUUCUGCCACCACACCCGUUGAUCCGCGAGUACUUGACGCUAUGCUACCUUAUUUUACUAACAUGUGGGGAAAUGCCCAUUCACGAACUCACUCUUAUGGCUGGGAGAGUUCAGAUGCCGUAGAAAAAGCUAGGGGGCAGGUCGCUAGCCUUAUUAAUGCUGAUCCCAAAGAAAUUAUAUUUACUAGCGGUGCCACGGAAUCCAAUAACAUUGCUUUAAAAGGCCUUUGCAGAUUUUAUAAAGCAAAGAAAAAACAUGUGAUCACCACUCAAACUGAACACAAGUGUGUAUUGGAUUCUUGUCGAGCUUUAGAAAAUGAAGGCUUCCGCGUUACUUAUCUUCCUGUGCAGCAUAACGGAUUAAUAAAUCUCGUUGAUUUGGAGAAAUCUAUAUGCUCUGAUACCGCUGUCGUUUCGAUUAUGACUGUGAAUAAUGAGAUCGGAGUGAUUCAGCCCAUCCUGGAAAUCGGCCGCAUUUGUCAGAAUCACAACGUUUUUUUUCACAGCGACGCUGCUCAGGCGAUUGGGAAAAUUCCUUUUGAUGUUAAGAAAAUUAACGCAAGUUUAGUUUCUAUAAGCGGUCAUAAAAUUUAUGGACCGAAGGGAAUUGGCGCGCUAUACGUGCGUCGCCGGCCACGUGUUCGCCUGGAACCUCUUCAAAGUGGCGGAGGGCAAGAAAGAGGCAUUCGCAGUGGAACACUCCCAACUCCGCUUAUCGUCGGGCUGGGAGAGGCCUGCAAAGUCGCAUUAGAAGAAAUGCAGUACGAUUCCAUGCGAAUUGAAGCGUUAUCCAAUAAACUGGUGAAUGGAAUUCAAUCAAGAAUUUCGCACGUCGUUCGAAACGGAGAUUCCAAGUUUUCCUAUCCAGGUUGUGUUAACUUGUCGUUUUCAUUCGUCGAAGGCGAAUCACUUUUAAUGGCGCUGAAAGAAAUUGCACUCAGCUCAGGAUCGGCUUGCACAUCUGCAAGUUUAGAGCCCUCCUAUGUUUUGAGGGCUUUGGGAACUGACGAAGAUUUGGCGCACUCAUCCAUUCGUUUUGGGAUUGGCCGGUUCACUACAGAAAAAGAAAUUGACUUUGUAGUUUCGAAAUGUGCAGAGCAUGUGCAACGCCUUCGUGAUAUGUCGCCUCUUUGGGAAAUGGUGAAUGAAGGAGUUGAUUUGAAAACUAUUCAGUGGAGUCAGAAUUAAGUUUUAUAUAUAACGCUGACG